This is a messenger RNA of Conger conger (European conger), 1158 nucleotides long. RefSeq names its product cytosolic sulfotransferase 3-like. The record is from RefSeq and is a predicted model, not a curated record. Gene Ontology annotation, molecular function: sulfotransferase activity. The transcript is spliced from 8 exons. Bases 112 to 1023 code for a protein of 303 amino acids. Gene Ontology annotation, biological process: sulfation. Gene Ontology annotation, cellular component: cytoplasm. NCBI's taxonomy places the organism in Eukaryota, Metazoa, Chordata, Actinopteri, Anguilliformes, Congridae.
GGUAUUUACACAAACCCUGCUGUAAUUUAAGUAAAAAUUAUAUCACUCCCAGUUACAGUGUAGUUUAAACAGUAGCAGACCAGUCUCUUCAGCUCAGCCCUUACAAUCAGCAUGGCCAACCAGGACCAAAAAGAAACUGUUCCAGCUCCUCGUCCAGAGUUGUUUGAUUUUUAUGGUGUGUCGAUGACUCAUUACUUCACUGACAACUGGGACAAUGUGCAGAACUUCCAGGCAAAACCUGAUGAUAUUCUCAUUGCAACAUAUCCCAAAGCAGGUACAACCUGGGUGUCCCAAAUGUUGGACCUUCUGUAUUUUGGGAAGUCUUCCCCCAAGCGUGGGGUCUCCCUGCCCAUCUAUGAGAGAGUCCCAUUCCUGGAGAUCUGCAUCCCAAUUUUCCCCACAGGUGUUGAAUUGGCAGAUAAGAUGACCACAUCCCCUCGCCUCAUUAAAACCCACCUUCCAGUUCAGCUUGUGCCUAAAUCCUUCUGGGAACAAAAGUGUAGGAUUGUCUAUGUAGCCCGCAACGCCAAGGACAAUGCUGUGUCCUACUUUCAUUUUGACCAUAUGAACUGUGCACAGCCUGAGCCUGGAGACUGGCCUACUUACCUGCAGAAAUUCCAGGAAGGAAAAUUGGUAUGGGGCUCCUGGUAUGACCAUGUGAAAGGGUGGUGGGAGAAAAAACAAGCUUACCCCAAACUCCUCUAUCUACACUAUGAAGAUCUAGCAGAGGACAUUGAUCGGGAGUUGGACCGUGUGUGCUCAUUCCUGAGUGUGUGCCCGACUGAGGAGGAGAGACGUCAGGUGAAAGAAGGGGUGGAAUUUGAUGCCAUGAAGAAGAACCGCAUGGCUAACUACUCCACUUUUGAUGUCAUGGACUUCAAAAUCUCUCCAUUCAUGCGAAAAGGGAAAGUUGGCGAUUGGAAGAAUCACUUCACUGUGUAUCAGAACGAACAGUUUGACAAAGAGUACAAGAAGAAGAUGAUGAAUACCACACUUCGGUUCAGGGCCGAGAGUUUUUCCUAAAAUUUGAGGUGAAGAGUGAUGAAUAGUGUGUCUAUGAGUCAGAGUGAGAAGGCGGACAACAGUUCUGGACUAACAACAGUGGUCAAAUUCUUAUUCUUCACUUAUUAAACAUUUCAGCAAUGUUCACAUUGAAAA